Molecule: messenger RNA, 303 nt
Organism: Naegleria gruberi
Lineage: Eukaryota; Heterolobosea; Eutetramitea; Acrasida; Naegleriidae
Exons: 1
Molecular function (GO): actin binding
Source: RefSeq, a predicted model, not a curated record
CUUCCAUGGACUGCUUGGGUUCAAGGUGCUUUGUUGGCUCCUCUUGCUCAAUCUGGUGCUUCUGCUGUCUUGUUGAUGGGUGCUGAUGGAAGUAUGUGGGGUUUGGCUGGUCAAUGGAAUGUUUCUGCUCAAGAAGCUGCCACUUUGGCUAAUGCUAUUAAGACUAGUGCUGGUGCUCCAAUUUCUUGCACUUUGGGUGGUGUUAAAUUCAUGGGUAUGAGAGCUGAUGACUCUGAAUUUGUCUCCAAUUCUACUCAAAAGACUUGUGUCUGUGGUCAUAUGUUGAAGAAGACCACCAUUGUC